Molecule: messenger RNA, 1258 nt
Organism: Pseudomyrmex gracilis
Lineage: Eukaryota; Metazoa; Arthropoda; Insecta; Hymenoptera; Formicidae
Exons: 2
Coding region: 138-524 (128 amino acids)
Source: RefSeq, a predicted model, not a curated record
CUUUUACAUCACAGAGAACAUCCGCAUCUUCUCAAGAACAGCUUUCUACAUCCCAGAGAUCAUCCGCAUCUUAUCAAGAACAGCCUUCUACAUCCCAGAGAACAUCCGCAUCUAAUCAAGUUGCAAUACAACAUAGUAUGCAAUUAAGAUUUCUUGAUAUUUUAUAUCUUGACGAUCCACUUCUCUAUAGAUUCAUUAGAUAUCAUUUGUCUAAUACUAUAAGAAUAGUAUCCACACGUUAUAGUACUGACGAUCAGUUUAGAGGUCGUGGAAGAUUAAGUAAUAUUGAUAGUAGAGGUUCUGAAGAUACUUUAUAUCUGAAUAGUAUUACAGAACACGCGAUACGAGAAUUCAGCUAUCAACCGAGGAUAGUUAUUGAAAAUGUUAUAGGAAUGUUCCUAGAGGAAUGUAGGACUGUCAGCGAAUUCCAAGCAAUACUACGAUGGUUGUGUGAUUUAGGUGUACUACAACGACUACCAGAACACAGAAGUAUAGAAUGGAACGUAUUUGACGAGAUCGACUAAGAACCGAAAUUUGCAAUAAAAGAACAGUCAAAGAAGAUACGUACUGUUUUUAUUGUCGGUUCUUAGAAUAUAUUCUUUUCAUGCUUUUCUAUAGUUUUAUAUACUCUAUCGACGCGAGAAAUGUGUUUCUUUUGAAAUGUAAUUAUUUCGAAGUUGUGUAAUAAUAUGCGAAGAGAAACGUAGUCGGGUGUUCGAAACUUUGAUAUUGACGUAGAUAUAUAUCAAAUGAUUAUUAAUGUUUUCUUCAAGCUCUAAAGCAGAGUCGGCGCAGUUUGCUUUUCAGUGUACUAGCAGUAAUAGUUGAAGUCGUCAUAUUAUUGGUUUUCUUCUUUUUUUUCGUUUUGUAGUUUAUGAACAGAUAACAAAAAAUGCGAAGUUUGAAUGCAAAGUGUUUGACGAUUUUUAUGUUUAUAUAAAGAACUUUAAAUUUUAAUAAACUAUAGUGACAACUGGCACUGAAAGUCCCAAACACUUGUGCCAAUUUGUCAAUAAAAUGUUAUAUUUGUGUUUAGUUACUUAUUAAGAUACAAAACGAAAAGAGCAGAAGUGAUAGUGGUCGUGAAGAUUUAAACUUAGAAAAAAGCGCACUUUUGCACCGGCGAUGACCUUAAGCUUACUAGUAUAACAUACAAAACUACUUCUUGAACGUAAAAACGUAAAAAAAAUGUAAGAUGUUGUUUUGAUUUUACUACGUACAAAAUAAGUCUAAUUAUCCCUUACGAAAAAGAAUUGCU